UGUGGAUAUAGUUUCUGCACAGACAUAUGCAUGCUUAUUCCCAGAAAUUUGCCAAUCUAACUCUCACACAGUCUCACAGAAGACAUACUAACAUACCUACUCACCUCUAUGGGCAGCUUGGUUAUCGCCUCGCCACUAAGCCACAAUGGAGAAGGUAGUGGCAUCACACCAUUCAGGCCUGCUUGGAACCAAAAAGCUGACACCAGAUUUGAAGCAAGACUGCAGUACCACAGCUCGUCAAAUUGCAUAUUCUAAACGUGUACAUUUCAAAAUACAUAGAGAUACAAAGGUGCGCAGUGCUCCCGAAAUGAAUACCCCUGUCAAUCGAGAAUCCAAGGAGGUUGAAGUUUGUCUGAGUGUCUUCAUCGGAGGCCUCGACCCUCCACGGAAGCUCAAUCAAGUGCUCUUUGAUGCGAAGAUUUCGGACGAAGUGUUCGGCCCCAAAAAAGAGCGUCAUUCUGUUCCUAUCGACGAUCUGUCUGAAGGUUUCUUUCGAUUCAGCGAUGAGCAUCGUCUGUACUUACAGCGAAGGUUGUCUCAGGAACUCCGCUCCUUGCGUACGAUUGAAAACUUAGCCUCUUCUUUUAAUGAGGAUAUUCUUAGUCGUCUGGUCCAAGAAUGUGCUGUCUGUAGGAAAACUCCUGCGAAGAGCCUCGUCCAUCGUGCUUUGUCUGCCACACGGAAUGGAUAUAUCGAGCUGGCUGGCUUUAAAGAGGCCCACAAGCUUAUGUCAACGAUUGCUUCAUAUGUAACCCGCAGUUCAAGUCGCGCCACAGGGGAUAGACCGUACGUGUGUUCCCUGGCUGUUCCAGUGUGCCAACCUGAUGGCGAAUGUCGCCAAAUUAUCGACAGCAAGAUUCACGAACGUAUCAACAGCAUUCUCGACAGAGGGAUUGAGUCACCAUCCUUGGAAGAGAGUCACAACAAAACUGCUCACUCGAGCGAGGUAUCCAUCAUCUCUUACGCCAGUGAGGACUGGUUGGCUGAAUCUGUGGAGUGGCUCUACUCUCACGACAACCCGGCCAGUUGCCGUAAUGCGACUAAGGAGAGGGUCCAUGAGAUUGGAGUUACUAUAUUUGUCGGACGACCAAGACUUCAGGUCGACGAUCCCCCGGACCGUGGUCGUCUCAGUUGCCUAGCAUUUACGUCCAAGUGGCCUGCUUCUGUGAUUCCAAAUGCCAACAAGACUGCGGCUGAUCACGCAGUAGACUUCUGCCACAUCGUUUCUUUCCACGAGACAGACAUUUUGAAGUCGGCUCAAUACCGUUGCGCCAUCUGUUCCGAGCUAGUAGCCGCCCGAAGCCUGGUCCAUCGACCCAUCGCAUUCUACAGAUCUAAUGCCGACAAUGCACUAGGUGAACGCCUGCGUGGUCUGGUCAUGAAAAUCUUCCAAUACGUUCAGGGCCGAUGGAAAUUCCCCGAAACGUCUGCUGCCCUCGGAUACAAGGAUGAAGCGCACAUUUUUGAUUUUGUGGUGCCGAUCUGCGAAACUGGGACAAUAUGCGAAGAUGCUGCAAGAAUGGCAGCACGCGAAUUCAUCCAACUCUUAUCCCCAAGAGGCUUUUUGCCUGCAUUCCCUGGGUUGGAUCCUGACUCCGAUCUCUACAAGUAUGACAUGGAAGAGCCGUUGUGCGACCGCGAAACUGUUGCGAAUCCGGUCAAGAAAAUUGGGCCUGGGGGUCUUAUGACGGAGAAGGCUGAUCGAGGUGAAAAUCCUGCUGCCGGCGAAUUGACAAUAACUAAGCUCAGGUAUUGGCACGAAAUAUGUUUUACUGAGGAAGAAGCGCAAAAAGUGUUUAGCAAGGGAGGGGGGAAUAAUCCUACGGAAGAGGAGACUGAAACUGAUAAGGUCGAAGACAACGAGGCAAAGAGAACUCGUCCAAAGAAACCUGGCAAGAAGAAAAGCGGGAAGAUGAAGCCUGGGAAAAUGAAGUCUGGAGAAGGAAAUUCUGCGGCAAGCAAGGUGGGAGAACAGUCUGAGCCGAAGGAUGAAGACGAAUCCGACUCCGAAAGCGAUACCUAUUCGGAAAUCAAUUCAGACAAGGUUGCUGUGACUCAAUCGAAUGCUGAUAUCGAUGUCUAUGGGGCCGAAACGAACACCAGUCACGAAGAUGAACAAGUGAAUAGUAGCUCUGGCGCUGAAGGAGAAGGUGAAGAGAUGAUCUGUAUCUAUUCAUCCAACGAUGUAUCAGAACCGCUCGUGUUUGUCACUCACCAUGGAGACGGGGAUCCUGACCAUGGCCAGCAGCGCGUGAAAAAACUGAUUGACGCCGGCGUUGAUAGACAGUUGCUCUUCAAGCCAUUGCUCAGUCUUAACUUCUGGCUUGCAAGUGAAGCUGUCAGAAGAGAACGUGCUCGGUUCGAGGUUGCUGCUUCCGCCGCCCAGAAUGAGGCUAAUAGUUAUGUCGGGCAACGGCCUUCUCAAGUCGCGGAGCGUGACUUUGCCGCGAAAGUGUUCGAGGAUAUGCUUGUCCAAUAGAAGGGGCGAACUAUCUAACUAAUGUGGCGACCUAGACAAGGGCGGUCUAAGCUGGCAGAACCCACUAGGGUGCUAGGUAGAAGGGCUUCAUGGCUGGAAUGCAUGCUGAUGAUUCAAAGGGUUGACGCCGAAUAGCUAGCCUAGCAUUCUGGACACAGACUUGUAUUCUGCUCCUCUAAAUUGAGAGCCAAGACUCAGAUAAAUGGACUGAUCUUCUGCUUGACUUGACGUAGCUCUGCUGGGGUGCCGUCAAAGCACACUGUACUCUACUCCACCUUGUUAACACGCCUAUUGAUCAAAUUUUACAGUAAAAC
Messenger RNA from Monascus purpureus, 2793 nucleotides. The record is from the annotation of a GenBank genome assembly. NCBI's taxonomy places the organism in Eukaryota, Fungi, Ascomycota, Eurotiomycetes, Eurotiales, Aspergillaceae.